Molecule: messenger RNA, 440 nt
Organism: Harmonia axyridis
Lineage: Eukaryota; Metazoa; Arthropoda; Insecta; Coleoptera; Coccinellidae
Product: immediate early response 3-interacting protein 1
Exons: 3
Coding region: 104-355 (83 amino acids)
Biological process (GO): endoplasmic reticulum to Golgi vesicle-mediated transport
Cellular component (GO): endoplasmic reticulum membrane; Golgi membrane; COPII-coated ER to Golgi transport vesicle
Source: RefSeq, a predicted model, not a curated record
UUGAAGGUUGAGGUUAGAUCAGAUUGUCACAUAAGACAAUUCAAACUGAUUUUAUUUUAUAGCAUUUAUUUAUUCAUGAAUUUCCAGUUUUAUUCAAGAAAAAAUGGCAUUUACCUUGUGGACUUUAUUUGAGGCAUCUCUACUGGUUCUAAAUGCAAUUUGUAUCCUACAUGAGGAACGAUUUUUAGUGAAGAUUGGAUGGAGUGCUAAGAGUCCCAGUGUUCAUGGUUUCGGUGAACAGCCUGGUGUCAAAGCUCAAUUAUUGAAUUUGGUGCAUUCUAUUAGAACUGUUGCGAGAAUUCCACUGAUCCUUCUGAAUGUGUUAACAAUAUUGUUUAAAUUAAUAUUAGGGUAACUUAACUGUAUUAAUUUUUUUGUACAAACUGUAUUUCAUAUCAUGUUGAUAAUAAUUGUAACAUUUGAAUAAAUAGUUUUACAUA